GAGACCGAGGCAUGGGGAUGCGAGGAACAGGAGGAAGAACCGAAAGAAGACGUUGCUCUUCAAGAAGAAGUUGAUGCGGAGUCUCCGGAGGGCGGCAAGCCGGCGGCAGCCACUCCGGAUGGUCACGACAAGUUGGAGGUGCUUCGUGAGCAGUGGGAGAGCUGCUUGGGAGAAUGGAAGAAGUCCGAGAUUUUCAUGAGCAUCCAGAAGAGCUCGGCGGAGCGCAGGAAAGGCAAGCGUGUUUGGGCUACGAGAGCCGCCAUCGUUGAGAAGUACAAGAGCGAAGAGGUUGCUGACCGGAUCAUCGCGCAGAAGAUGUCAAACGAAGAGACCCGGAAGACUCAGGUGAAAGCUCACCCAGACGACCCCGACAACAAGGACCUCAUGCUGUACCUCAUCUGGGACUCCGAGGAGGAGACAAGUGAGGAGGAUGUGGUCAUGACGCAGCUCUUCCAGGCUGUGGACUCUGACGACCCCGAGGCGAGUGAAAGCCCCAAGAAUGGGAAGAAGAAAAGCAAGAAGAAGAGCUCGUCCUCCGAGGAGGACCUUGUGCCCAGUAUUCUUGAAACUGAUCGAUAUAGUUCAACCAUCCCAAGCACCCAACUUGUGCCAAAGUCCUCUAUGCCACUGCAUCAGGACAGCAGCUCCGAGUCGAGCUCGAAGAAGAAGAAGAAGAAAAGCAAGGGUAAGAAGAAGGGAAAGAAGGGCAAGAAGGGCAAGAAGGAGACGAAGGAGCAGCGUGACAAGCGAAUCAAGCGCGAGCAGGAGAUCCAGUUGAAGGAGCAGCAGCGCGAAACUGAGAAGUCCAAGAAAGCACAGGUGAGCAAAGCCAAGAAGGCCCUCACUUCUGUCAACGACACCAUCCGGAAGGGCCGCGAGAAGCUCACCAGGGUGUCCAAGUUGACAAAGGCACUGCGAGACGCCAUCGAGGACGACCUGCAAGCGGUGUACGAUGGGAUGGUUGCCGAGCGCGACGGGUUGCAGCAGGCGAUCGACAGCCACGAGGAUGUGUCAGGAUUCCGACUCCGUGCCUUCAUAUCGCCCUCGCUAGGCUUUCAGGAGCUGCGGGGAUCUAUGAUUCCUCACCUGAGAGAUCCUGGUGUUGUUAAUGGCCUUGGGGAAAUUCGGUGCCGGCUAGCCUGUGUGUACUACACAUGGGACACGGGCCUGAAAUGCCUCGAAGUGACACGUGCUGAAAUGGAUGAUGCUUUUGCACUGCUCAUGGUGAUUAGUGAAGAUGUAUUACCGCUACCUGCGGAGUCCCGGGUACUGGAAAAUGCUCUGCAAUCAGUCAGUUCGGGAAUACGUGCCAUCCAAUCCAAGGCGAGCUCCGUGGCGAAAGCGAUGCGAGACAUCAAAGCACAUGUCGACGACUGCGACAUAGUUCAUGAAGAGGUAAGGCGUCUGGGUACAUAUGCUGAAGGCAACGACCCGCGCAACUUCUGGAGAGCCUUGAACAUUCCAGUUGAUGACAAGUAUGAAGUGCAGACCCUUCCAAUGCUGGAUCCGCACUCUGUCAUCGCUUACCUCUGGAACAUCAUUGGUGUGCAGGUUCCAAGUAAAGAUGUCCAGACAUUCUGGCAUCACUCCCGGCAGCACCGGCAGCCAUGGGCGCUGGAGCAUCCAGCCACUGAUCGCCACAUCCCAAUUGGAAUUUAUGGAGACGCGGCGAAGAUCCCGACUGCUUUCAACGCGGACAAGAUCCUCGGCAUCUUCAUCAAUCUUCCGCUGUGGCGACCCACGUCUAUCAGGGCUUCCCGCUUCUUGAUCUUCGCCGUCGAGGAGUCGAAGCUGUGGGGCACGCACACGCUCUCGGCGGUUCUCGAGAGAAUCGUCUGGAGCCUCAACCUUCUAUUUGAAGGCAAAAGGCCGACUGUUGAUCCCCAGGGGAAUGACAUGCCCGAUCCCUUCAAGUUCUAUGGCUGGGUUUGCAGGGACAAGAGUGUUUUCGCUCUUACUGAAAUCCGGGGCGACCAACUGUGGCAUAAACAGAUCUUCCGGUUCUCUGCCUCUUGGGUGUGGACCUCACAGAAAGUUUGCCAUGCGUGUGACGCCCGAGCUCAUGGCCCCGAAUCCCAGGACCGCUUGUACUUCAACUUCGAUGCAUGGAUCAUGCUUUGUGAAGAAGGAAUUUUCGGCGACCCCGAGUUAGCGAUCAAAGACCGCCUAGUCCUGGCCUACCGGGCCUCGUGUCUUGGACGUUUGAUGCUGUGGCUGCUUUCGGGUGUACUGAAGAAAAAUGGUGAUGUUCUGCUGACGGCAAAAGCCUACAACAACCGCAUCAUCCUGGAGUGGCUGGCAUCCGAGCUUCGCAAAGCUGUGGAUGCAGGCAACUGGAAAGACAAGCGACUUCCUCUAGCAGCGCGUGCCCUGCAUCCCGACCAAACUUUUGCAAUGUCCUUAGAUCAUAUGUGCCCUCGCACGGCACGGUUACAUGCACAGUCUGUGAUAAGGACGGGAAUGCAUGCAUAA
Symbiodinium sp. CCMP2456 is the source of this 2472-nucleotide messenger RNA. The record is from the annotation of a GenBank genome assembly. Lineage: Eukaryota; Dinophyceae; Suessiales; Symbiodiniaceae.